Molecule: messenger RNA, 7788 nt
Organism: Mesocricetus auratus (golden hamster)
Lineage: Eukaryota; Metazoa; Chordata; Mammalia; Rodentia; Cricetidae
Gene: Strn
Product: striatin
Exons: 19
Coding region: 115-2544 (809 amino acids)
Cellular component (GO): dendrite
Molecular function (GO): calmodulin binding; protein-containing complex binding; armadillo repeat domain binding
Source: RefSeq, a predicted model, not a curated record
UGCUGACUGGGGUGUGGGCGGGGAGCGGCGGAGGGAGGAGGCAGAGCUGGCCGCCGCAGUUUGCCGCCGCCGCUGGGCGCCUAGGCAGAGCUUCCCGGGGUUCGUGCGGCCGCCAUGGACGAGCAGGCGGGUCCCGGCGUCUUCUUCAGCAACAACCACCCGGGUGCUGGCGGCGCUAAGGGACUCGGGCCUCUGGCGGAGGCUGCAGCGGCCGGAGACGGGGCUGCUGCGGCGGGGGCGGCCCGCGCUCAGUACAGCCUCCCCGGGAUCCUGCACUUCCUGCAGCACGAAUGGGCCCGCUUCGAGGUGGAGAGAGCCCAGUGGGAGGUGGAGCGGGCGGAGCUGCAGGCCCAGAUUGCCUUCCUUCAGGGGGAGAGGAAAGGUCAAGAAAACUUGAAGAAAGAUCUUGUGAGGAGGAUCAAAAUGUUGGAAUAUGCUCUGAAGCAGGAAAGAGCCAAGUACCACAAAUUGAAAUAUGGGACCGAACUGAAUCAGGGAGACAUGAAGCCUCCAAGCUAUGACUCUGAUGAAGGCAAUGAAACAGAGGUGCAGCCACAGCAAAAUAGCCAGUUAAUGUGGAAACAAGGCCGGCAGCUACUCAGACAGUAUCUCCAAGAGGUUGGCUACACAGAUACUAUUCUAGACGUGAAAUCCAAAAGAGUACGAGCAUUGUUGGGCUUCUCAAGUGAUGUCACUGACAGGGAAGAUGACAAAAACCAGGACUCGGUUAUAAAUGGCACAGAGGCUGAAGUUAAAGAGACAGCAAUGAUUGGAAAAUCUGAGUUAACGGAUUCUGCCUCUGUGCUGGACAACUUCAAGUUCCUUGAAAAUGCAGCUGCAGAUUUCAGUGAUGAAGAUGAGGACGAGGACGUUGAUGGAAGAGAGAAAAGUGUCAUUGAUACUUCCACAAUUGUUCGGAAAAAAGCAUUGCCUGAUAGCAGUGAGGAUCGAGACACAAAGGAAGCUCUGAAGGAGUUUGACUUCCUGGCCACAUCGGAGGACACAGACAGUCAAUCUAGAAGUGCAGGUGACGGCACCGACUGGGAAAAGGAAGACCAGUGUCUGGUGCCUGAAGCCUGGAAUGUGGACCAGGGAGUAAUCAGCAAGCUGAAGGAGCAAUACAAAAAGGAGAGGAAGGGCAAGAAAGGGGUGAAGAGAAAAACUACCGAAGAUCUGUUUCAGCCUCUAUCCUAUAUAAAACAGUCAAAACAGGGAUGUGGGAGAAUGAAGAAUCAGAGCCCAGGGCCCAAUAGGUCAAAACUACAAGACAUGCUUGCUAAUUUGAGAGAUGUUGAUGAACUUCCCUCAUUGCAGCCGUCUGUUGGCUCCCCUUCCAGACCCAGCAGCUCCAGGCUCCCUGAGCAGGAGGUCAGGAGGGCAGAUGAAGUGGAAGCCCUGACGUUUCCUCCUUCUUCUGGGAAGUCCUUUAUCAUGGCAGCAGAUGAAGCUCUCGAGAGUGAACUGGGCCUUGGAGAGUUAGCAGGCCUGACAGUGGCCAAUGAAGCAGACUCACUGGCUUAUGAUAUAGCAAAUAAUAAAGAUGCCUUGAGGAAGACGUGGAACCCUAAGUUUACGUUAAGAAGUCACUUUGAUGGCAUCCGCGCCCUUGCUUUCCACCCCAUCGAGCCCGUUUUAAUCACAGCGUCAGAGGACCACACACUGAAGAUGUGGAAUCUGCAGAAAACAGCCCCAGCCAAAAAGAGUACUUCUCUUGAUGUGGAGCCUAUCUAUACAUUCCGAGCUCAUAAAGGUCCGGUGCUGUGUGUGGUGAUGAGCAGCAAUGGUGAGCAGUGUUUCAGUGGUGGCACAGAUGGGCUGAUUCAGGGCUGGAACACUACCAACCCAAACAUCGAUCCCUAUGAUUCUUACGACCCUUCUGUUCUGAGAGGCCCUUUGCUGGGCCACACAGAUGCCGUGUGGGGGCUGGCCUACAGCGCAGCACACCAGCGCCUGCUGUCCUGCUCAGCAGAUGGCACUCUGCGUUUGUGGAAUACAACCGAGGUCGCUCCGGCACUGAGUGUGUUCAAUGAUAACCAAGAACUGGGAAUCCCUGCUUCUGUGGAUCUGGUGAGCAGUGACCCGAGCCAUAUGGUAGCAUCGUUCAGCAAAGGGUAUACAAGCAUCUUUAACAUGGAGACACAGCAGCGAGUCCUCACUUUAGAAUCCAAGCUAGACUCAACAGCCAAUUCUUCCUGCCAAAUAAAUAGAGUCAUCAGCCAUCCCACUCUUCCAAUCAGCAUCACUGCUCACGAAGACAGGCACAUCAAAUUCUAUGAUAACAAUACAGGCAAACUGAUCCACUCGAUGGUAGCCCACCUAGAAGCUGUUACAAGCUUAGCAGUUGAUCCAAACGGCCUGUACUUGAUGUCUGGCAGUCAUGACUGUUCAAUACGCCUAUGGAAUUUAGAAAGUAAGACAUGUAUCCAAGAGUUCACAGCUCAUCGGAAAAAAUUUGAAGAAUCGAUCCAUGAUGUAGCAUUCCACCCUUCCAAAUGCUAUAUAGCCAGUGCUGGAGCCGACGCACUGGCUAAGGUCUUUGUAUGAUGUGAUGCAUUGACUUCACCUUCUAGCUCUUUAUAAAAGUCAGCUGCACAACAGAGAUGCAGAAGAGCAGGGCAAGCAUCAACUCACCCUGCCCUUUUGUUCUGCUGAAGGAGCACAGAGAACAUUUGUUAAAGUGUGGUUUUGCAAUUCGUGCACUGUUUUCUAAAGUGAAGGUUUGUUCAGGUUGCUGCAAGCUCAGCUGACUCUGUGAGCCUGAAAACUUUCACAUUUCCCCCCAAAGAGGCACUUUUAUUUCUGAAGUUAUUCUCAUUCGCUAGGCAGGCCUGAGCGAAACAGGUUUAGCGUCUCCCUUCCUUCCGAGUAAACAGGGCAUGCUGUCUGUGAUGGAUAGUUAAAAGUUGAAUGGCUGGGAAUGAGUAGAGCGGGAACUUGGAUAUACUCUACCCUGAGACAUCUGCUGAACAUAUUACAUAGUCAGAUUGAACUAUCUGUUCUACGAAUUCUAUUGUGUACAAUGACCAGACAGUGUUCAAAUGAGUUUCUAACAUAGCUCUCCGUUCAGCUGUUCCCAUAAAGCACGUGGCAAAGUGUUUCACCUAUUAGGAGGAAAAGAUGCAAUAAUAUGUUAAGUAUAUUAUUCAGAAAUGCUAACAUAUUUAGUUUGCAAGCAGAUUUCUAUAUUGUAUUACAAUUUUGAAAGUAACUGUGGUACCACUCUGAAGUUUAGCUGUCCAGCACCCAUUAUGGAGAGUAGUUAAGGGAGCCUGCUCUACUAAAGAUUUUUAACUUACCCAGGUUUGAGAUUGUUUAUUUUUAAGGGCAAACAGGGACCAUCUCUAUAAUAAUUUGCUUAAAAAUUCACCUCAUUUGUGUGGUAUUUACAGUGCUAGAGUGAUUAUUUCAUGUUGAUGAAAUUUAUUUCCUAAGUGACUGAAGAAGAAGGCUACUAUCAGCUCCCAUUUCUCAACACCAUGUAAUUGGUUCAGAAAAUCCUCACUCUUCCUUCCCUGCCUCUCGUGUUCAUGUUGUCUGACACCUACCAUAAACAGUUUAUAAUUAUCAUGUUGUGAGGUCACCUCAGGCAGCUGCCUUCGCAGCAGCCUGCUUAAUAAAGCAGUGCACCCUGGAGGUCUGCUACUAGUGCGUCUACGAAGAGCCUCGUAGAGAUCUCGAUGGAAGGUCUGCCAGGUUCUGCCUCCUCCCCUCCCCGUUUUUUAAUUGGAGCACACAUGUUAAUGAACAGUGAACCAGGACUGUACCUAGAGAAAACCAUGUCUGUGACCUCUGUGUGGUCAGCUUUUGGGAGUUUGAGUCCUGCUGACUAAGCGAGUGCCCACCGUGCAGACCUCGUACCUCUAACUGUGGGUGCCCUUCAUGGCCUUCACACUCCUUCUCUGCCAGAUGACAGAACAGUCUAAAUAUUAAACAUGAAUUAAUGUUCACCAUUCCACCAGAAUGUGUGCACCAAAUGUUAUAUCUAUAAAUAUAACCCAUUACAAAUGAUUCCAUUGCCAUAGCCAUGGCAUUUCUGGUGGUCUGUUCUUUGAAAUAGCAUUCUCAUGGUGAUAUGGGUAAUUAUUGACUUUUUAAAAGUUUCUGCUCAUCUGCCUUUAGAAUUCUCCAGUGUGCAGGCAGAUUUUCAUUAACAUUGGAAGACCCAUACUACUGUAGACAUGCUGUAGAUUUUAGUAACUACAUUUUAUCUUUGUGCUUUGACUAACAAGCAGACCUAAGAGACUGACUGGUAUACACAGUGAAUUGCUUGUUUUUGUGCAGAUCAAGAAUUUUACACUGUUGUGAUUUUCCAUCCUUCGUAAAGUGAGCAAAAGGGUUUCCUAACCCAACAUUUUUAGAAUAUUAGAAGACUCCAGGAAGAAGUAGUGUAUUUAUGACCACAGUUAUUUUCCAAAGCCUUCAGUGUAUGUCUUACCCUUGUCACCAACAUUCUGGAAACCAGGAGAGGCUGCCCUGUUUGUUCUCUGUCGCUUGGUUGGGUGGGAAAUAAUCCUAAGAUAGGCAAAGUGUAAUACAAAUGAUAGAACUGUUGAAGGUUUCUUAGCCAGUGUGCUUUGUGCCAUUGAAAACUGUACAUAGAAAGAUUCUUCUAAACUAGCCCUGUUUGCUCUCAGCCUGGACAUGAGCCAAAGCUGUCUUCCAGCCAGAUGGCAGUAGCAUGGACAUUUGUCUGACUUUCCCCGUCCUAAUGAACACUUUCAAGAUUCAGAAUCAUUGAAAUGCUUUCAUAAAUAUUUACUGGAUUGUAAUAUUCUGGGUGAACUGUUUUGAAAUAGUAUGAGAAUCAGCAGGUGGUUAGGUCCCUGCCUUAUUUUCAUGUGCUAUGGAUACGUCUUUGGGAGCUAACAGUACCUGUCUCAAAACGCAGCUGUCACAGGGAGCUCAUUUGCUACCCAAACCAUAGGCAAAUAAGUGAUAUAACGACCUUCAGUAUUUUUCUAUUGAACAAAUUUAUCAAUUUUUGCCAUUAAACAGAUAAUUAGUUAUGCAAAGUAUUUAGCUUUUGUAAUCAUUUAGUUGUAACUAAAAGGGGAAAAUUGAACUGUAUCACUGAUAAUGAACUUUGUGAGAAAUUAUUUGUUUAUCUGACUUCCAUUCCUUCAGUAUUCUUGCUAUAAAUUUCUUUUGGAGAUAUUGAUUCUUUAUUUGAAAGAUGUCUAAAAAUGUAUGUAUAUUUUAUAAAUAUAUAUUAUAUAUAUUAUAGGGAUAUAUAUAAUAUAUAGACUAUAUAUAUAUAUCUAAACCAUGGGUGCAUUUUACUGUUGUGUUCUCAUUUUUGGAGGUAGUAUACUCAGAAGUUGAUGAGUAUGACGAGUGUUGUGCUGUUUGCUUUUGCAGUAUAAUAUAUAGUUCUAAGUGUUUAAAUUACUGUAUAUACUAUAUUCAUUAUAGGCUAGCAUGCUUGUUUUAAAGACUGUCAUUCUAGUUUAUUAAAAUCUGAAUGUAAGAAAACCUGGCUAUUCAAAUGUGAAUUGAAAAGAUUCCAUUCUCAGUGCUCAACUAUUUCCAUUGAACAUUCAAGCUUUUUGACAAAAUGUGUCAUCAAGAAGGCAAUAGCUAGAAAGUGAGAGGUGCCUUUAAAAAAUCUACAAAUGCAGCCUUACAGCGAGGGUGAAGAUUGAAUCUGUGUCAGGGAGCGGGAUGGGGAAGAGAAAGCGUGUGUGCGUGCGUGUGUUGUGUUUGCCAAUCUGUAAAAUCCUGAUUUGUGACAGUCAGUGUCUUAAUGUAUCUGCUCAGCUUCUAGGGCCCCAGGGGACAUUUUAUGCAUAGUCUUCGUGCUCUUUGGAGCACCUUAUAUGCUUCCCGAGAGUUUCAAAUGUGAAUUCCCAGAAAAUUCAGUAAAGAAUAAAAUGGCUGUUUUUUGAAUUAAAAUCGACUUCAGAUAACAAAGUAUUGGUUCCCCAGAACUAUGGGCUUCUUAUUGAUGAUGUACUUUUUAAAAACUUGUUUUUUUUUCAGUACUUCAUAUAUUUCCCCACUCACAAGAGUAUGUCAUGAAAUUCUUAUAUGAUGAGGUUUGAACCAGUAAAAAUUGUUUUCAGAUGAAACACUUGAACUAAUUAAAAUUCCACCUAAGAAUAGUCUUGGGAAAUUGAAAUGGCCUCUCUCAUAUCUACCUCAUUGUCAUUGCUGCCAUUUUCGCAAGGACAGAUCUCUGUGGCGUUAGAAAUGACGGUUGAUGCAAUUUGAACAUCUGCGCUUGUUGGUGCUUCUCUCACUCGUGUCUUCACAAAGGGUUACUUUUAGGGGUUUUGUUUGUUUGUUUGUUUUUUGCUUAUUUGUCAGUUUUGUUUUCCUCAAGGAUGACUUAAAAUACCACCCGUGUUCUUAGUGAGUGGGGAGAGUUUUAGUCCCUGGUUGUUAUGUGUAAUAUUUUUAACCAAGAAUGAAAUUGUUACUGAAUUUACCUGAAACUCCAGGCAUAGUGGCACACUCUUUAACCCAAGCACUUGAGAGGUGCAGACAAGAAGACUCCAGGUUCAAGUUUAUCCCCAGCUCUGUGGGGAGUUCAAGGCCAGCCUGGGCCACAUGAGCCCUUGUCACAAAACAACAACACAAAGUUUACCUGGGGUGGGGGAGAAACUGUGAUUUUAUUUGGCUUACUUUAUUCUUUACUUCCACACUCUUAGGUAUAUAAUUACUCACUUCACUGGCUUAGAAGUUGCCUCCAUGACUGUGUUACUUGUAUACUGCAGUACUCAGAGUGUUUGACACUGGGAUUCUGAUUGUACAAAAGUAGUAUCUGGUGUGUGUGUGUGGGGGGGGUAUCAUUUCCUAAAGUCCAUUUUAGUCUAAGGUCAGAAGAUGAAUAAAUCUCUGUUUAGCAGGUAAACAAUUAGAAUCAGUUUUACAUUUGCCACUGGAAGCUUUGUAAGUGCUCAUAUCAAGCAUGCAGUGAGGUCUCCGUGUCAGUGGAAGGAGCUCCACAUUGGCCAAGUAUUUAAUAGAACCUUCACAUCACUUUUGUUGUUAGGUGUUUACCGUUGAGGAGCUUUAUGUUAGAUCAAGAGAGCUUUAGAUUUCAUUUAACUGGAACCACAUGCUCAUCACCCCUCUGGUGCAAAUUAGAAAGUUGAUGUUAAUUUAAGUUAACUUCAGUGUCUGCCUGGGUUUUUACCAGGCUGUGAACCAGUGAGUGCCUUGUUAAUGUAGAGUGAUUUUCCCCGGUGUACGUUAGCUCUUUCUGAAAGGAUCUCAGAGACUGGGGUUUGAAGUGACUUGUGCAAAGCUGCUGAGUUGACAGUACAGCAUUAGGAAGUCUUUGGUCUGCCAUGUUCCUUCUGCUCUUCCUGCUUUCUCUUCAUUGGCUGAUAUUGGCCUCUUGUGAGAAAACUAACAUAGCCCCCUUCACAUAAUGUUUUUCAUUUCGGAUUAAGGAGUAUCCCCUGUCCCACCCCAGCUAUAUGAUCCAAUGCCUGUUUUUAGGAAGAACCACUUCUUUGCAAUACUAAAAAUCUUACCACUUAUUUUAUGUCUUCUCAUCAGUUUACUGGAGUGAACCUCAGGGUAUCAUCAGUUCAGAAUCCCAGGUAACCCUUUCUCUCCACACCCAAACCCCCAGCUGGUGAACCCUGGGCCAGAUUGUUUGAUAUUCAGGUGUCUUCAAUUUUAGUUAUAAUAUCAAUUAAUGUAAAUCCAAAUGCUAAUUUUUGUGGUGCAAGAAGUUCCUUUUGUAAAUUCAGGGUAUGAAUAAGCUAAUAAUAAUAUCCAGUUUUGGUGGCUCUGAGUGUAUUGUUUGUUUUUAAAUAAAGUGUACAAAAUAGUUAA